Molecule: messenger RNA, 5667 nt
Organism: Artibeus jamaicensis (Jamaican fruit-eating bat)
Lineage: Eukaryota; Metazoa; Chordata; Mammalia; Chiroptera; Phyllostomidae
Gene: BCL9L
Product: BCL9 like
Exons: 11
Coding region: 1037-5569 (1510 amino acids)
Biological process (GO): positive regulation of transcription by RNA polymerase II; canonical Wnt signaling pathway; negative regulation of transforming growth factor beta receptor signaling pathway
Cellular component (GO): beta-catenin-TCF complex
Molecular function (GO): transcription coactivator activity; beta-catenin binding
Source: RefSeq, a predicted model, not a curated record
UCUCCGGGCUUUGGUAUGAAGGCUGAAGGAGGCAGCCAGAGAGCCCCGAUGCUUAUUCAGGCUAGGGAGAAGAGCCGAGUGGAGGGGCGAGCGAGGCUCCGGCUGCGCAGGGGAGCCCGGGGAGGCGGCGGCGCGCGGCCGAGCCAGUGGCCCGACAUGCCCCGGACUCGGGUCCGCUGCACCACCACCGCCGCCGCCCAGAGCCAGCCGGACGGACGUCCUCACGCCUGGGUUCCCCCGUGCCUCGCCCCCCGGGGGCUGGGACCCAGACCCUCUACAUUCGACCAACAAUAAACGCCCAGACAACCCCCUCCCCGCCCCACGCCCGCCCGUCGUCCCCGCUGGCCUCGGGGAAAGUGAAAGGAGGAGACGGAGCAAGGAAGGAAGGAAGGAAGGAAAGAAGGAAGGAAGGAAGGAAGGAAAGAAGGAAGGAGGAAGGAAGGAGCAGGAGCCCGAGCCUUGAGGUUCGGGGCCGAGACCCCAGCGCCGAGCCCAGGGCCGGCCGGGUGUGCGCGCUCUUCCGCCACUGCCCGGCUCCCACAGCCAUGCUCCUGGAUUGGGAGGCAGGAACCUAGGCACCCAGCGAUCCCCGGAUACCCUCUCCUGGGCCGGGAUGGUAUAGAGAUCAAGGCGUCCAGGAUCUAAAGAUCACCUCCUGCCCGCCUCCCUCCGCACCUCCAACUGGUGAGCAGGAGGACCCCACUCCACCCACCGGCCCUGACCUGGUCAUGGCGUCCAGCUCCGGCCUGGCGUGAGGACCCCCGACCCGCAAGAGAAGAGGAAAUUGGGACUCAAAGGACCGAGGUGGUGAAGACAGUGCUGUAGCUCAGAAGGGGAGGGAUGCAACAGGCCCCCUGUCUGCCUGAUUGGAAGCCCUGUUCUCAUUCCACUGAAUUACUCACGCUGCCCACCAGUGUUCCAACCCCUGGACACCUGGCACUGGACCUCCUCAGGAAGCAGUCCCUGCUCCAGUACCGAGUACCUGGCUGGGCCCUGGGCACGCACAGGGGCCGUAGCCCCACUGUGUGUGGGAGCCAUGAGGAUCCUGGCUAACAAGACAAGGUUACCCCAUCCCAGGAGGAGAGAAGCUCCAGGGAGUCCGCCAUUGUCCCCCCGUGGCCACUGCCCCCCUGCCCCAUCCAAGCCAAUGCACCCAGAAAAUAAGUUGACCAAUCAUGGCAAGACAGGGAAUGGUGCGGCCCAAUCCCAGCACCAGAAUGUGAAUCAAGGACCCACCUGCAACCUGGGCUCAAAGGGUGUGGGGGUGGGAAACCAUGGGGCCAAGGCCAACCAGAUUUCACCUGGCAACUCAAGUCUGAAGAAUACCCAGGCAGGGGUGCCCCCUUUCAGCUCGCUCAAGGGCAAAGUGAAGAGGGAGCGGAGUGUGUCUGUGGACUCUGGAGAGCAGCGAGAGACUGGAACUCCAUCCCUGGAUUCAGAAGCCAAAGGUGCCACCCAUGAUGGGGCCACACAGAGUGAUGGGGUUUCUGAGGUGGCACCCCGGAGCAAGCGGCGUUGUGUGCUGGAGCGGAAGCAGCCAUACAGCGGGGAUGAAUGGUGCUCCGGACCAGACAGUGAGGAAGAUGACAAGCCCAUAGGGGCCACCCACAAUUGUAAUGUAGCAGACCCAGCCAUGGCGGCCCCACAGCUGGGUCCUGCACAAGCCACCCAACUUCCCCUCAGUGAGAGCAGUGCACCAGGGCCCCCACAUGGGCCUCCCCCAGGCCUUCGGCCUGAUGCCCCCGGGGGUGGAGGUGUCCCUGGAAAGCCUCCCUCACAGUUCGUGUAUGUCUUCACCACUCACCUGGCCAACACGGCUGCGGAGGCAGUACUGCAGGGCCGGGCUGACUCCAUCCUUGCCUACCACCAGCAGAAUGUGCCCCGGGCCAAGCUUGACCAGGCCUCCAAAGUGCUGCCCACCCCAGAACCUCUACCCUUGAGCACAUCAUCAGCAGGCACACCACAGUCCCAGGCACUUCCACUGCCACCACCACCACCUCCAGCCCCUGGCAGUGCCCCCCCUGCUCUGCCUUCUGAGGGACCUCCUGAGGACACCAAUCAGGACCUGACACCCAACUCAGUGGGAGCUGCCAGCACGGGCGGUGGGACUGGGGGUACCCACCCUAAUACCCCUACAACUUCUACCAACAACAAUCCUCUGCCUCCUGGAGGAGACCCCAACAGUGCCCCUGGUCCUGCCCUGCUAGGGGAGGCUGCCCCCACAGGAAAUGGGCAGCGGAGCCUGGUGGGCUCAGAGGGCCUGUCCAAGGAGCAGCUGGAGCAUCGGGAGCGUUCCCUCCAGACACUUCGAGAUAUUGAGCGGCUGUUGCUCCGCAGCGGGGAGACUGAGCCUUUCCUCAAGGGGCCCCCGGGAGGAGCAGGUGAGGGGGGACCACCAGCACAAGCCCCUCUUGCCCCCCAGCAGCCACCCACGGCCCCUCCCAGUGGGCUGAAGAAGUAUGAGGAGCCCUUGCAGUCCAUGAUUUCUCAGACACAGAGCCUAGGGGGCCCCCCGUUGGAGCAUGAAGUGCCUGGGCAUCCCCCGGGCGGGGAUAUGGGGCAGCAGAUGAACAUGAUGAUGCAGAGGCUGGGCCAGGACAGCCUGACACCAGAGCAGGUGGCCUGGCGCAAGCUGCAGGAAGAGUACUAUGAGGAGAAGCGGCGGAAGGAGGAGCAGAUUGGGCUGCAUGGGGGCCGGCCUCUGCAAGACAUGAUGGGCAUGGGGGCCAUGAUGGUGAGGGGGCCACCGCCUCCCUACCACAGCAAGCCUGGGGAUCAGUGGCCACCUGGAAUGGGCACACAGCUGCGGGGGCCCAUGGAUGUCCAAGAUCCCAUGCAGCUCCGGGGCGGACCACCCUUCCCUGGCCCCCGUUUCCCAGGCAACCAGAUACAACGGGUGCCUGGGUUUGGGGGCAUGCAGGGUAUGCCCAUGGAGGUGCCUAUAAAUGCUAUGCAGAGGCCUGUGAGGCCAGGUAUGGGCUGGACUGAAGACUUACCCCCAAUGGGGGCGCCCAGCAAUUUUACCCAGAACCCUGUGUCCUACCCAGGUGGGCAGAGUGAAGCAGAACGAUUCAUGACCCCUCGGGUUCGUGAGGAGCUGCUGCGGCACCAGCUGCUGGAGAAGCGGUCACUGGGCAUGCAGCGCCCUGUGGGCAUGGCCAGUGGUGGUGGCAUGGGGCAGGGAGUGGAGAUGGAACGGAUGAUGCAGGUGCACAGGCAGAUGGAUCCAGCCAUGUUCCCUGGGCAGAUGGCUGGUGGUGAGGGACUGGCAGGCACUCCCAUAGGCAUGGAGUUUGGUGGAGGCCGUGGCCUUCUGAGCCCCACCAUGGGCCAGUCUGGGCUGAGGGAGGUGGACCCACCCUUGGGGCCAGGCAACCUCAACAUGAACAUGAAUGUGAACAUGAACAUGAAUAUGAACUUGAAUGUACAGAUGACCCCACAGCAGCAGAUGCUGAUGUCACAGAAGAUGAGAGGUCCUGGGGACAUGAUGGGGCCACAGGGCCUCAGUCCUGAGGACAUGGCCCGAGUGCGGGCUCAGAACAGCAGUGGCAUGGUAGGCGGCCCACAGAAGAUGCUGAUGCCCUCACAGUUUCCCAACCAGGGCCAGCAGGGGUUCUCCGGGGGCCAAGGACCCUACCAAGCCCUGCCACAGGACAUGGGCAAUACCCAAGAUAUGUUCAGCCCUGACCAGAACUCAAUGCCCAUGGGCAAUGUGGGGACCACUCGGCUUAGCCACAUGCCUCUGCCUGCUGUGUCCAAUCCUUCAGGGCCUGUGCAUUCAGCUCCAAAUCGGGGGCUGGGUAGACGGCCUUCGGACCUCACCAUCAGUAUUAAUCAAAUGGGCUCGCCAGGCAUGGGGCACCUGAAGUCGCCCACACUUAGCCAGGUGCACUCACCCCUGGUCACCUCGCCCACUGCCAACCUGAAGUCACCCCAGACUCCCUCACAGAUGGUGCCCUUGCCUUCUGCCAAUCCACCAGGACCUCUCAAGUCACCCCAGGUCCUCAGCUCCUCUCUCAGUGUCCGUUCGCCCACUGGCUCUCCCAGCAGGCUCAAGUCUCCCUCCAUGGCGGUGCCUUCUCCAGGCUGGGUUGCCUCACCCAAGACAGCCAUGCCCAGCCCUGGGGUUCCUCAGAACAAGCAGCCGCCUCUCAGCAUGAACUCUUCCACCACUCUGGGCAACAUGGAACAGGGUGCCCUCCCGCCUAGUGGUCCCCGGAGCAGCUCCUCAGCACCUCCUGCCAACCCUCCCAGUGGCCUCGUGAACCCCAGCCUACCAUUUACUUCCUCCCCAGAUCCCACACCUUCCCAGAACCCUCUGUCAUUGAUGAUGUCCCAGAUGUCCAAGUAUGCCAUGCCCAGCUCUACCCCUCUCUACCACAAUGCCAUCAAGACCAUUGCCACCUCAGAUGAUGAGCUGCUGCCUGAUCGGCCCCUGCUACCCCCACCGCCACCACCGCAGGGCUCCGGGUCAGGGAUCAGCAAUAACCAGUCCAACCAGAUGCACCUGAACUCAGCUGCUGCCCAAAGCCCCAUGGGCAUGAACCUGCCAGGCCAGCAGCCCCUGUCCCAUGAGCCCCCACCUACCAUGUUGCCUUCCCCCACCCCUCUGGGUUCCAACAUUCCACUGCACCCCAAUGCUCAGGGGACUGGGGGACCACCACAAAAUUCAAUGAUGAUGGCUCCAGGGGGCCCAGACUCCUUGAAUGCCUCCUGUGGCCCUGUGCCUAGCUCCUCCCAGAUGAUGUCCUUCCCACCUCGGCUGCAGCAGCCCCAUGGUGCCAUGGCUCCUGGCGGGGGGGGAGGUGGGGGGACUGGCCUGCAGCAGCACUACCCUUCAGGCAUGCCCCUGCCCCCUGAAGACCUGUCCAACCAACCACCUGGCCCCAUGCCCCCUCAGCAGCACCUAAUGGGCAAAGGCAUGGCUGGGCGCAUGGGUGAAGCAUACCCACCCGGUGUGCUCCCUGGGGUGGCAUCAGUGCUGAAUGACCCUGAGCUGAGCGAGGUGAUCCGGCCCACCCCAACAGGAAUCCCUGAAUUCGACUUGUCAAGGAUCAUCCCCUCUGAGAAGCCGAGCAGCACCCUUCAGUACUUCCCCAAGAGCGAGAACCAGCCCCCCAAGGCCCAGCCCCCCAACCUCCAUCUCAUGAACUUGCAGAACAUGAUGACCGAGCAAAAUCCCUCACGGGCCCCCAGCCUCCCAGGCCAGCAGGGUGUCCAGCGGGGGCUCAACGUGUCAAUGUGCCACCCUGGACAGAUGUCCUUGCUGGGCAGGACAGGUGUGCCCCCACAGCAAGGCAUGGUGCCUCACGGUCUGCACCAGGGGGUCAUGUCUCCUCCGCAAGGCCUCAUGACCCAGCAGAAUUUCAUGCUGAUGAAGCAGCGGGGCAUGGGCGCUGAGGUCUACAGUCAGCCCCCACACAUGCUCUCCCCACAGGGCUCCCUCAUGGGCCCUCCGCCGCAGCAGAACCUCAUGGUGUCCCACCCCUUGCGGCAGCGCAGUGUGUCUCUGGACAGCCAGAUGGGCUACCUCCCUGCACCAGGCAGCAUGGCCAACCUGCCUUUCUAGCACUCCAUUAUUGGGUCUGGAUGUGGGGCAAUAUUGCAAAUAUGAUAACCUGAAAAUAUUUUCUUCCUCUCCAGUGUUGGGAUGACCUGGGGUCAAGG